GGCAGCUAGAGAUCACCUCAGCAGCCCCCACCACGGCCGGACCGAAGGUGCGGCGGCGGAGGGGAGCCAGGGCGCCCCAGCAGGUUUCCAGUAAUUAUCUGCAAGAUUCGCCAUGACCCCGGCGCUGAGAGAGGCAGCAACAAAGGGUAUCUGCUUUUCAUCUUUGCCAAGCACCAUGGAAUCUGACAAGAUGCUGUGCAUGGAAAGUCCGAGAACUGUAGAUGAAAAGCUAAAGGGAGACACUUUCUCUCAAAUGCUGGGAUUUCCAACUCCUGAACCUAAUCUUAACACUAAUUUUGUGAACUUAAAACACUUUGGCUCCCCUCAGUCUUCAAAACAUUAUCAGACAGUUCUGUUAAUGAGUUCUAACUCAACCUUAAAUAAAUACAGUGAGAACUGUAAACAAAAGAAAAUAGGGGAACCCAAUUGCAAUAAGCUGAAAAAUAUACUGUGUAACGGCAGCAACAUUCAGCUCAGUAAAAUCUGCCAUUCUCAUUCUGAAGAGUUCAUCAAAAAGGAACCUCUCUCAGAUACCACAAGCCAGUGCAUGUCAGAUGUACAUAUUAUUUUGGAUUCAAAUAUAGCCAAAGACACUAAUGUUGAUAAAGUACAACUGAAAAAUUAUAAGUGGUAUCAAAAGAAUGUACUUUUAGAUAAAGUUACUGAUGCUGAGAUUAAAAAGGGCUUAUUGCACUGUACUCAAAAGAAAGUUGGGUCUGGCAACUCAAAUGUGCCUACAAGUUCCUCAGCUGUUAAAAAAGAAGAAGAAGUGAAUGCUCGUUUACUUCAUUGUGUAAGUAAACAGAAGAUUUUACUUAGCCAGGCUAGAAGAACUCAGAAACAUUUGCAGAUGCUCCUAGCAAAGCAUGUUGUUAAGCACUAUGGUCAGCAAAUGAAAUUUUCUAUGAAACAUCAACUCCCCCAAAUGAAGAUCUUUCAUGAACCUGCCACAAUUUUGGAUAACACUUUACCUAAAUGCACUGAAAUUAAGCCAGAAGUCAAUAUAUUAACUGCAGAGAAUAAAUUGUGGGACGAUACAAAAAAUGGCUUUGCACAGUGUACUGCUGCAGAAAUCCAAAGAUUUGCAUUGUCUGCUACAGGGCUGUUGUCUCAUGUUGAAGAGGGUCUGGAUUCUGAUGCAACUGAUAGCAGUUCCGAUGAUGAUUUGGAUGAAUAUACCAUUAGAAAAAAUGUGGCAGUUAACUGUAGUACUGAAUGGAAGUGGCUUGUAGACAGAGCAAGAGUUGGCAGCCGAUGGACAUGGCUUCAAGCCCAGAUUUCAGAGCUAGAAUACAAAAUCCAGCAACUAACGGAUGUUCACAGGCAGAUUCGUGCUUCCAAGGAGAUAGUGAGCUUAGAAGAAUGUCAACUUCCAAAAGACAUUUUGAAAAAACAAAUACAGUUUGCAGACCAAGAAGCUUCUUUAAACACUACAGGGAAUCCUCAGAUUUCCCAAGAGAGUCAAGAUCCUUUACCAGAACAAGAUUUUGAAAUGUCACCAAGUAGCCCAACACUACUACUUCGCAACAUAGAGAAACAGAGUGCACAGUUGACUGAAAUCAUCAACAGCUUGAUCGCCCCUCUCAACUUGUCCCCCACUUCAUCACCCCUCUCAAAAUCCUGCAGCCAUAAAUGUCUGGCCAAUGGCAUUUCCAAAAGUACUUCAGAGAAUAUAGAUGAGCUCUCUUCCUCCAGUAGCUGGUUACUUAACCAGAAGCACAGUAAGAAAAGGAGAAAAGACAGAACAAGAUUGAAAUCUCCAUCCUUCACUGUUAUGAGUACAGCAGCUCGAACAAGGCCACUUCAGAGUUUCCACAAACGAAAGCUCUACAGGCUGAGCCCUACUUUUUAUUGGACUUCACAGACUUUGCCUUCUUCAAAAGAAAAAUUUUUAACUACUACUCAGAUGCCUUGCCUGCAGUCAGCUUCAACAUGGAGUAGCUGUGAGCACAAUUCAAAGUCUGAACUAUUAAGAGAACACGUAUCCGAGUUAGAUUCUUCUUUCCAUUCUGUUUUGUCAUUGCCAUCAGAUGUGCCUCUUCAUUUUCAUUUUGAAACAUUGUUAAAAAAGACGGAAAUAAAAGGAGAUCUUACUGAAAAUAAGUUUAUAGGCGACUGUAUCAUAUCUCCAUCACCUGUACAUAAUACUUCUUUGAAUCAGUGGAGAAAUGGGUAUUUUCCUACAUGUAAAUCUCAAAUAAAAUCAGAAUCUUCUGCACAGAUGUUACAAGGAAGAAAGAAAAGACAUUUGAGUGAAACAGCAUUAGGAGAAAGAACUAGAUUUGAAGAAUUUGCUUUUCAGCGCACUGAAUCAGGAUCCCAUAACAAUUUUACUGCUGUUACUAAUGCGAAUGUUAUGCCAAGACCCCAGACUUCAUCAUCACAAAGUACUGCACGACGGAGAUUGAGAAGUGAAAGCUCUUAUGACAUAGACAAUAUUGUCAUUCCCAUGUCAUUAGUGGCCCCAGCUAAACUAGAGAAACUUCAAUAUAAAGAAAUACUUACUCCAAGUUGGAGGAUGGUUGUUCUUCAGCCUUUGGAUAAAUAUAAUUUUGGUGAAGAAGAGGUAGAGGAUCUUUCUGAUGAAGCCUUCUUCCUAAGACACAAAAAAUAUGAAGAAAGAGAACAAGCUAGAUGGUCACUGUGGGAGCAAAGCAAGUGGCACAGAAGAAACAGCAGGCAGGUGUUAUAAAAUCAAUCCCCAAAUCAUGGAAUCUAUGCAGAAUCAACAGAAAUUCUGCAUGAAUGCAGCCACUUAACGUACAUUAUCAGCUAUUUGUGCAAUCAAACUGAAAAUGGACUUACAUUCAAAAUAUAUUUGGAAGAAUUUAACUGCAUAAUGUUGAAAUAAAAUGUUUUAUUAUAUUCAUUGUCAGUCUUGGAAAUAGAUCUAAGUCAACAAAUAAUAUGGCAAUUCAUUCUAGUUAAUGUAGGCUAUCCCAAUAUAUUAAUGAACUUUGGUGCAACUGAAGUUUAGAAUACAUGUAUUUUAUUAUUUUGGUUUUUUGUUAUUUUUGCUGUUUUUGUCCACACCCAGCUCACUGUUCUGCAGACAGGGAUCACUCCUCGCAGAGCUUUGACCUAUGUGGUGCAUGGGUAAAAAUCAGGUUGACCACAUGCAAAGCAAGCACCUAACCUGCUGUACUAUCCAUUCCUGUGUAAUCUAUUUUAUAUAACAGCUUCAAAACAGGUUAAAAAAAAAAAUCCCCCAAACCUGUUCAUUUGAAAAAGAGAAUUAUCUAAAAUACUCUGCACACUGGGGGGAAAUACUUUGGGGGAGAAAAAAACUUUAUCUUUUAAUAUCUUUUAACAAAAUAUUUUAAAUGAGAAAGUCAAUGUUUUAUUUACAUUGGGCGUUUCGAAAAUAUUCAUGAUUUAUUUUUUGGUUUUGGGGCCACCAUAUAGUGUUCAGGGCUUACCCCUGGCUCUGCACUCAGGGAUCACUCCUGAUGGGCACAAGAGGCGAUAAGGGGUAUCAGGAAUCAAGCCUGGGUUUUAGCUGCUGUACUAUCUCUCUGUCCCCUACAUGUGACUUUUUAAUUUUAAUUAAUACGUAUUUUACUAUUAUAAAAGAAAAUAUUUGAAAUACUUAGAUGUAAGCAAUUCAAAUAUUCUGAAGUUCUUAGAUGUAAAAUCCUGGGAACUUUCUUUAUUGACAUUUUUAUUGUUGUCCAAACUCAAAAAAGAUCAUGACAAACUCUGGCACAUCUUUUAGUGAGGGGCCACUACUCAAUUAGUAUUGUCAAAAUUCAUUUGUUUAGUAAAUGCUAGACUUGAGAUUUGUUUUUGAUUUGAUUUCAAUGAUUAUCCAAACCUAAGUAAGAUUCAGUUCUCAUCUACAUUCCAGAAAUGUAUUUUACCAGAAUCACCAAGGAAGAUUCUAGGUAUUCUAACUCACAAAGACCAUUAAGGGAAGGCCACACAGAUAGUACAGUGGGUAAGGUGCUUGUCUUCCACACUGAUGACUCAGGAUCAAUCCCUGGCAUCCCAUAUGGUCCCCCAAGCAUCCAGGAGUAAUUCCUGAGUACAGAACCAGGAGUAACCUAGGUGUGGACCGCCCUGCCUUGCCACCUGCCCUCCCCCGCCCUGCCCCCCACCAAAUACCAUUAAGAGUUAAAGUUUUUCUUAUUUUCUGGGGAAAAAUAAAAUCAGAAACCAGUUUGGCAAAAAUUUAGCUGGCAAAAGAUUCAUAAAGUACUAUUUAAGAGUCUGAGGUGAAAUAAUAAAUAGCAUCAGGAAGAUGAACAGGUGAAUUUUUAAAAUAGCUUUUGGGCAGAUCUAUUUAAAUAAAAUCUAUCAAGCUAAAUUCACUAAGGUAUAUAAUUUUAUAGCUUUGGGUUAUUCUUAAAUCUCAAGACUUCAAGAAAUAUUUUCUUCAUUUUCUUGUUAGAGCUUACAGUAAAAACAUUGAAGGACAAGACUUGCUUAUGAAAGAAUACCCAAAUGACUUUAGUAAUAAUCAACAUUGUACUUCUGAAAGCCCUGCUGAAUUGCCUUCAGAGAGCCAUGACUUGGGUGCAUACGG
Molecule: messenger RNA, 4525 nt
Organism: Sorex araneus (European shrew)
Lineage: Eukaryota; Metazoa; Chordata; Mammalia; Eulipotyphla; Soricidae
Gene: KANSL1L
Product: KAT8 regulatory NSL complex subunit 1 like
Exons: 13
Coding region: 113-2692 (859 amino acids)
Cellular component (GO): NSL complex
Molecular function (GO): histone acetyltransferase binding
Source: RefSeq, a predicted model, not a curated record